GCUCUGGGUGGCGGUGGCGUCCAGGCCGGGAGUCGCGGCCCCGGCUGCCACGGCGCGCUCGGAGCUCGGAGUCCGCGCGGCCCGGGUGGCCGGGUGUGCGCCCGCGGGAAGCCAGACCCCAGGCCGCGAGACACCAUGAACUACCUGAAUGUGCUGGCCAAAGCUCUCUAUGACAACGUGGCUGAGUCUCCAGACGAACUCUCCUUCCGCAAGGGCGACAUCAUGACAGUGCUGGAGCGGGACACGCAGGGCCUGGAUGGCUGGUGGCUCUGCUCGCUGCACGGGCGGCAGGGCAUUGUGCCUGGGAACCGCCUCAAGAUUCUGGUUGGCAUGUACGAUAAGAAACCUGCAGGACCUGGCCCGGGCCCACCUGCCACAGCAGCUCAGUCCCAGCCCAGCCUCCCGCAGGGCCUCCAUGCCACACCUCCCCAGGCUUCCCAGUACUCACCCAUGCUCCCUGCUGCGUACCAGCCCCAAGCUGACAGCGUCUACCUGGUACCCAGUCCAGGCAAGGCUCAGCAAGGCCUCUACCAAACUCCUGGGCCCAGCCCGCAGUUCCAGUCACCUCCAGCCAAGCAGACAUCCACAUUCUCAAAGCAGACGCCUCACCACCCAUUUCCCAGUGGAGCCACAGACCUCUACCAGGUACCCCCAGGGCCUGGAAGUCCCGCUCAAGACAUUUACCAAGUGCCACCUUCAGCUGGCCUAGGGAAUGACAUCUACCAGGUCCCGCCAUCCAUGGACACCCGCAGCUGGGAAGGGAUGAAGCCACCAGCAAAGGUGGUGGUGCCCACGCGAGUGGGCCAGAGCUACGUGUACGAGGCCUCACAGCCAGAGCAGGACGAGUACGACAUCCCACGCCACCUGCUGGCCCCGGGGCCCCAGGACAUCUACGACGUGCCCCCUGUCCGCGGGCUGCUUCCCAGCCAGUAUGGCCAAGAGGUGUAUGACACACCUCCCAUUGCUGUCAAGGGUCCUACCGGCCGAGACGCAUUGCUGGACGUGUACGACGUGCCCCCCAGCGUGGAGAAGGGCCUGCCCGCAGCCAAUCACCAUGCGGUGUACGAUGUGCCUCCGUCGGUGAGCAAGGACGUGCCGGAUGGGCCGCUGCAGCGGGAGGAGACCUAUGACGUGCCCCCUGCCUUCGCCAAGGCCAAGCCCUGCGACCCGGCCCGCCACCCGCUGAUCCUCGCCGCCCCGCCUCAGGACCCCCCGCCCGCCGAGGACGUGUACGACGUGCCGCCCCCUGCGCCCGACCUCUACGAUGUGCCCCCGGGCUUGCGGCGGCCAGGCCCAGGCGCCCUGUAUGACGUGCCCCGUGACCGGGCGCUUGCCCCUGAGGUGGCUGACGGCGUGGGUGAUGACGGCGUGUACGCGGUGCCCCCACCGGCCGAGCGGGAGGCCCCCGCCGACGCCAAGCGCCUGUCGGCCUCCAGCACGGGCAGCACCCGCAGCAGCCAGUCGGCGUCAUCCUUGGAGGCAGCUGUGCCAGGCCGGGAGCCCCUGGAGCUGGAGGUUGCGGUGGAGUCCCUGGCACGGCUGCAGCAGAGUGUGAGUGCCACCAUAGCCCGCCUUUUGGACCUGGCGGGCAGCGCCGGCGGGGCUGGCGGCCGGCGGAGCACCCCCGAGCCCCAGGAGCCGCCCGUGCAGGACCUGCGGGCGGCCGUGGCGGCGGUCCAGGGCGCUGUCCACGAGCUACUGGAGUUUUCCCGCAGCGCCGUAAGCAACGCCACCCACACUUCUGACCGCACCCUGCAUGCCAAGCUUAGCCGGCAGCUGCAGAAGAUGGAAGACGUGUACCAGACACUGGUGGCCCACGGGCAGGUCCUGGACAGUGGCCGAGGAGGCCCCGGGUUGACCCUCGAAGACCUGGACCGCCUUGUGGCCUGCUCGCGGGCUGUGCCCGAGGACGCCAAGCAGCUGGCCUCCUUCUUGCAUGGCAAUGCCUCACUGCUCUUCAGACGGACCAAAGCCUCUGCCUCGGGCCCAGAGGGGGGUGGCUCCCCACACCCCAACCCCACUGACAAGGCCAGCAGCAUCCAGUCCCGACCACUGCCCUCUCCCCCCAAGUUCACCUCUCAGGACUCUCCAGAUGGGCAGUACGAGAACAGCGAGGGGGGCUGGAUGGAGGAUUAUGACUACGUCCACCUGCAGGGGAAGGAAGAGUUUGAGAAGACCCAAAAGGAGCUGCUGGAGAAAGGCAACAUCAUGCGGCAGGGGAAAGGACAGCUGGAGUUGCAGCAGCUGAAGCAGUUUGAGCGGCUGGAACAGGAGGUGUCUCGGCCCAUAGACCAUGACCUGGCUGGCUGGACGCCCGCCCAGCCCCUGGCCCCAGGCCGGACAGGCAGCCUGGGACCCUCGGACCGGCAGCUGCUGCUCUUCUACCUGGAACAGUGUGAGGCCAACCUGACCACGCUGACCGAUGCCGUGGAGGCCUUCUUCACCGCCGUGGCCACCAACCAGCCGCCCAAGAUCUUCGUGGCACACAGCAAGUUCGUCAUCCUCAGCGCCCACAAGCUGGUGUUCAUCGGGGACACGCUGUCCCGGCAGGCCAAGGCGGCCGACGUGCGCAGCCAGGUGACGCACUACAGCAACCUGCUCUGCGACCUGCUGCGGGCCAUCGUGGCCACCACCAAGGCCGCGGCCCUGCAGUACCCCUCGCCCUCGGCGGCCCAGGACAUGGUGGACAGGGUCAAGGAGCUGGGCCACAGCACGCAGCAAUUCCGCCGGGUGCUGGGCCAGCUGGCAGCCGCCUGAGCGCACACGGUGGGGACAUGGAGGCAGGGAGGCACCCACCGGGAGAGUCUGGCCGGCGUCCCACGGGCUUGGGGCCGGGCAGCCCUGCCACGCCGCGGGCCCGUGGCCUCGGCCGUGUAGGCUUUGUACAUAGUUGUGACAGGUG
This is a messenger RNA of Dipodomys ordii (Ord's kangaroo rat), 2902 nucleotides long. RefSeq names its product breast cancer anti-estrogen resistance 1 (gene Bcar1). The transcript has 7 exons. The coding region runs from base 136 to 2757 and encodes 873 amino acids. Gene Ontology annotation, biological process: cell migration; cell surface receptor protein tyrosine kinase signaling pathway. Gene Ontology annotation, molecular function: protein binding. Gene Ontology annotation, cellular component: cytoplasm; plasma membrane; focal adhesion. The record is from RefSeq and is a predicted model, not a curated record. Lineage: Eukaryota; Metazoa; Chordata; Mammalia; Rodentia; Heteromyidae.